UAUUGGAAAUUUCCUUAUUCUCUUCUCUCAUGCUUCUUGGUCUGAGACUCACUAACGCAGACCAGACGAGGACCCAAACUAUGCCAAAGUCCAACCGUCCUUAACUCCAAUUUCCUCAUACGAUUCAUUUCAUUUGAAUUUCGCGACUGAGCUCCGGCCAUGGCUGCAAAUUCACUUCCAAUACUAUAUGCUCUUGUUCUCGCACUGAGCCUGUUCGCGUUUCAAUCCGAGUCGGCGCCUCAAGCUUUCCGGAGAGAUCCAGGUCACCCUCAGUGGCACCACGGCGCCUUCCACGACGUCCGUGACACCAUUCGCUCCGAUGUCCGCCGCAUGCUCCAUUCUCGCGCCGAGGUGCCGUUCCAGGUUCCACUGGAAGUGAAUGUGGUGCUUGUUGGUUUCAAUGGUGAUGGAGGCUAUAGGUACUCGGUGGACGCGCACAAAUUGGAGGAGUUGCUCAAGAUCAGCUUCCCGACGCACCGUCCGGCGUGUCUUGAGACCGGGGAGGCUCUUGAUAUCGAGCAUCAAAUUGUCUACAAUGCCUUCCCUGCUGGGCAGCCGGAGCUUAUAGCUCUCGAGAAGGCUUUGAAAGAGGCGAUGGUUCCUGCAGGAAAUGCGAGAGAGACUGAAUUUGGAAGGGAAGUGCCUCUAUUUGAGGUGGAUGCAACUGUAGUGGAGCCGGUAUUUCAGAGGUUGUAUUCCUAUAUAUUCGACACAGACAAUUCGGCUGUUUCUGCUAUGGAGUUGGAUCGCCAAGUGCCAAGUGCAAUAUUUGUGGUCAAUUUUGAUAAGGUCAGAAUGGAUCCUAGGAAUAAGGAAAUUGAUCUUGACAACUUGAUGUAUGGAAAAAUUACACAACUAACUGAGGAUGAUAUGCAAAAACAAGAGGGAGACUAUAUUUAUCGCUAUCGGUACAAUGGAGGAGGUGCCUCUCAAGUUUGGCUGGGCUAUGGCAGAUAUGUAGUGAUCGAUCUCUCGGCCGGCCCGUGUACUUAUGGAAAGAUCGAAACUGAAGAGGGAACUGUCAGUUCUCGGACCCUGCCACGACUACGGAAUAUUAUGUUUCCAAGAGGAAUGGGUGCAGCUAGUGAUCACUCUACACAUGAUGUAUUUGUUGGACAACUUGCCUCUCUAGUAUCCACCACGAUUGAGCAUGUUAUAGCUCCAGAUGUUAGAUUUGAAACUGUUGAUCUGACAACGAGGCUGCUUUUACCAAUAAUUGUGCUGCAAAAUCAUAAUCGGUACAAUAUUAUAGAGAAGGGCCACAACUACAGUAUAAAUAUUGAAGCAAUUGAGGCACAGGUGAAGAAAAUGAUUCAUGAUGGGCAAGAAGUUGUGAUUGUUGGGGGUUCACAUUCAUUACAUCGCCAUGAGAAGUUGGCAAUUGCCGUUUCAAAAGCUAUGCGAGGCCAUUCCCUUCAAGAAACUAGGAAUGAUGGACGCUUUCAUGUUCAUACCAAGACAUAUCUGGAUGGUGCUCUUCUUAAAGAAGAGAUGGAACGUUCUGCUGAUGUGCUUGCUGCUGGUUUGCUUGAGGUGGCUGACCCAUCUCUUUCGAGUAAAUUUUUCCUCCGCCAGCAUUGGAAUGAUGAAUCUAUUGGUGCAAGUGAUUCUAUACUCAAACAUAAACCUCUUUGGUCUACUUAUGACAAAAAAGUUGGCAAGAAGAAAAAGAAAAAAGAAAGGAAACAGGGAGAUCUGUACCGAACUUAUGGAACAAGAGUAAUUCCUGUCUUUGUGCUAUCAUUGGCUGAUGUGGACCCACACCUUAUGAUGGAAGACGAAAGUCUUGUAUGGACAAGCAAAGAUGUCGUGAUUGUACUUGAGCAUCAAAAUCAGCAGAUACCUCUUAGUUAUGUGUCAGAAACACAGAGAAGGCAUGCCGAACCAUCUCAGGUACAGCGCCAUAUAUUGGCAGGGCUUGCUUCUGCUGUGGCAGGGUUGAGUGCACCAUAUGAGAAGGCUUCUCAUGUACAUGAAAGGCCAGUCGUGAAUUGGCUAUGGGCAGCUGGGUGUCAUCCAUUUGGACCAUUCUCUAAUACUUCUAAAGUCAGCCAAAUGCUUCAAGAUGUUGCAUUGAGGAACUCAAUAUAUGCGCGUGUAGAUUCUGCACUCCACAAAAUCCGUGAUACGUCAGAGGCUGUACAAACAUUUGCUGCCGAGUAUCUUAAAACUCCGCUUGGUGAGCCAGUGAAGGGCAAGAAGAACAAAACCACCACUGAGCUAUGGGUGGAGAAGUUUUACAAGAAGACCACUAACUUGCCUGAACCUUUCCCACAUGAAUUAGUUGAUAGAUUGGAGAACUUCUUAAAUAACCUUGAGGAACAGCUAGUAGAUUUGUCUUCGUCGUUGUAUGGUCACCGGCUACAAGAUGCACAUUUCAACAGUUCUGAGAUUCUCCAGAGUUCCAUAUUUACCCAGCAGUACGUAGAUCAUGUUUUGUCAAACGAGAGGGAAAAGAUGAAAUGCUGCAACAUUGAGUACAAAUAUCCUGUGCAGUCAUCUCAAACUUAUGUCUAUGGGGGGAUUCUUCUUGCUGGAUUCGUUGUAUAUUUUAUUGUCAUUUUCUUUUCAAACCCUGUACGCUAACCCUUUGAUAAAUCUUGUACCAUGAGACACGAACGUCUCUUAGACUCUUACACAGAAGAAAUGUAGAAGAAACACAAUGUUGACAUUGAGUAGGAAUACCCUGAAAUUUUGUAGUAGUACAUUUCUCUGCCUGGUUAUAAUUUGAGUGAAAUAUUCUUCAACA
Molecule: messenger RNA, 2749 nt
Organism: Rosa rugosa (rugosa rose)
Lineage: Eukaryota; Viridiplantae; Streptophyta; Magnoliopsida; Rosales; Rosaceae
Exons: 16
Coding region: 160-2586 (808 amino acids)
Source: RefSeq, a predicted model, not a curated record